AUGCGCGCACUCACCGCCCUUCGACCCUUGGCAGGCCUCCGACGCGCCAUCCCCCUGCAACGCAGCUUCGGGUUCUCGAGUGGAGCUAGCGGGUUCGGCGACGACGCCUUUCCCGUCGUGCGCGACGCACUCGUCCCCAUCGUCGUCGAGCAGACUGCACGCGGCGAGCGGAGCUACGAUAUCUUCUCGCGUCUCCUUCGCGAACGCGUCAUCUUCCUCGGUGGACCGGUCAUGGACUCGAUGUCAUCCCUCAUCACUGCGCAGCUCCUCUUCCUCGAGGCCGAGGACGCAUCGCGGCCUAUCCGGCUGUACAUCAACUCUCCUGGCGGGAGUGUGACGGCCGGCCUCGCCAUAUACGACACGAUGCAGUACAUCACGAGCCCCGUGCACACGUUCUGUCUCGGGCAGGCGGCGAGCAUGGGCUCGCUCCUCCUCGCGGGUGGGGAGAAGGGCAAACGGUACGCGCUCAAGAAUUCGAGCGUAAUGAUUCACCAACCGUCAGGCGGGGCGAGCGGCCAGGCAUCUGACAUCGCGCUCCACGCCAAGGAGAUCCUGAGGAUACGCUCCGUGCUUACCGACAUCUAUGCGGACCACUGCCUGCGCGAGGGCGAGACGCACGAUGCUGCGCGCGAUCGUUUCGAAAAGGCUCUUGAGCGUGACUACUUUAUGACGGCAGCCGAAGCGGUAGACUUUGGCAUUGUGGACCGUAUCGUCGAGCGGCGCGCCAAGGACGAAAUCGAGGAUGAGCCAAAGCCCACCGAGGCACAAGAGGGAGAACCAAGUAGCUAG
Molecule: messenger RNA, 789 nt
Organism: Cutaneotrichosporon cavernicola
Lineage: Eukaryota; Fungi; Basidiomycota; Tremellomycetes; Trichosporonales; Trichosporonaceae
Exons: 5
Coding region: 1-789 (262 amino acids)
Biological process (GO): protein quality control for misfolded or incompletely synthesized proteins
Cellular component (GO): endopeptidase Clp complex
Molecular function (GO): ATP-dependent peptidase activity; serine-type endopeptidase activity; ATPase binding
Source: RefSeq, a predicted model, not a curated record